Messenger RNA from Pyrenophora tritici-repentis Pt-1C-BFP, 1365 nucleotides. Its product is annotated as MFS-1 multi-domain protein. Gene Ontology annotation, biological process: transmembrane transport. Gene Ontology annotation, molecular function: transmembrane transporter activity. Lineage: Eukaryota; Fungi; Ascomycota; Dothideomycetes; Pleosporales; Pleosporaceae. The record is from RefSeq and is a predicted model, not a curated record.
AUGUCGUCCGCCUCCUUGUCUGGGUCUUCAGACUCCAUCAAGGCUUCUGGACCGUUCUUCCGUUCCGUACCUUUCCAGAUUCUGGUUGCAUGUGGAGUUUCCUUCACGGCCCCGGGCAUGUGGGAUGCGCUCGGUGGACUAGGUGCUGGCGGAGCCGCUGAGCCCUACGCGGUGUCUGCCGCGAACGCUUUGGUAUACGGGCUCUUCGCAGUUGUCUGUGUGGCUGCUGGAGCUAUCAACAACAGGAUUGGCCUAAAAUAUGGACUUGCAUUGGGAGCAAUCGGUUACCCAUUGUACGGCGCAGGUCUAUACACCAACAACGUCUCGGCAAACACCUGGUUCAUGCUCUUCGGCAGUGCUCUCUGUGGCAUCUCCGCUGGAUUCUUCUGGGCUGCCGAAGCUGCGAUUAUCAUCGGAUACCCAUCACCUGGAGAUCGCGCAUUUUACCUCGCUGUAUGGCAGACAGCAAAGGCCCUUGGACCGAUUGUUGGAGGUUCCAUUAACCUAGGCCUGAACGCAAACCGGAAGACGACAGGAUCGGUUUCCUCUACUACAUACAUCGUCUUCAUCGUCAUUAUGUGCCUUGGACUCCCUGUCGCCCUGUGCCUGUCGCCUGCACACAAGGUCUGGAGAAAAGAUGGCACGAGAAUCGUCACUGAGCGUGCGGCAACCUGGCUCGGCGAGUUCAAGGCUGUCGGCAGGCUAUUCGUCAGCCGACGCAUCUUGCUUCUGCUCCCCGCCUUCUUUAUCAGCUACUUCUACAACGGCUUCAUGAGCACUUGGUUGACAACGUACUUUACCGUCCGAGCGCGCGCAUUCUCCAGCUUCUUCACAAACUUCGCCGGCAUCUUCUCCUCGUUCAUCAUCGCGUUUUUGCUCGACAACCCGAAAAUCCACAUCAAAGUCCGCGGUCGCAUAGCAUUCCUCUGCAUCGUCACUCUCCUUAUCGGUACAUGGAUUUGGGCGACAAUCCUUCAGAAACAAUUCUACGACGCAUCGGAGGCCCCGAUAUUCGAUUGGUUCAAUGGCGGCUUUGGGAAGAGUUACGCGCUGGUCUUCUUUUGGCAAUUUGGUGGCCAGGCUUUCCAGCAGUUUCUUUAUUGGCUAGUAGGACAAUACGCGACAGAUCUGAGUAAUCUCAGCCAUCUCACUGGUAUUCUGAGAGGUGUAGAGGCACUGGGCCAGACCGUUGCCUGGGCUAUGCAAUCAGAAGGUGAUGCAAACCACUUUGUCAGCAUCGGUCUCAACUUUGGUAUCACCGUAUUAUGCAUCUUCCCUACUUGGAUCGUCCUUUCAGAGCUGGAAGGAAGCCACGAAGUUCGCGUCACGGAGGAAAUAUCACCAAAGGACAGCGACACGGCUUGA